Anopheles aquasalis is the source of this 1064-nucleotide messenger RNA. RefSeq names its product 27 kDa hemolymph protein. Lineage: Eukaryota; Metazoa; Arthropoda; Insecta; Diptera; Culicidae. The record is from RefSeq and is a predicted model, not a curated record.
CCAUCCGUGUCCGUCGUGUGUUGUUGAUGUGGUACGCGAAUCACGACCCUUCCCGGCGAACCCACGGCUCGUGUGCAUAUAUAUAAUCAGUCAGUGGAGCGCUGGAGAGUGAUUAACUUACGGAGUGCUCUGUGUGGACGUCGCGAAAACCCCCUAGACAAAGCGAACCAACCAUCGAAGCAAUGGCAUUGAAGUACCUUUGCCUCGCGCUGGCCACCAUUAUGGCUGCCUGUUCCAUCGUGGCCAUACCGUCCGGUGUAUCGAACCAAAUCGAUGUCGAUGCAAUCCGGGAACGACUCCCGGGGAAUCUAACGCUACCAUCGUUGGAAGAGGUCGAGCGGUUGCUGCGGGACAAGUGUUCGACAGCUGGGGCACCGGACGAUGCGUUCGAUAAUGCGCGCGAUGCCGCCAUGACGUUCUUCGAGUGUGGCCGAGGGCUGAUCGACAUUAACCAGUUCCAGCAGGAGGUGGAAGCGGCCAAACCGACCGGUGAUCUCGACACCGUCUUCAACAAGUACUGCCGCAAGCGGAACACGCUGAUCGAGUGCGUCAACACGUUCGCGAACGCGAUCGAUCCGUGUCUGGAGGCUGACGAGAAGGUGGUCAAGCGAUCGGGGCUGGACAUUUUCAAGAAUCUCCUGAACUUUGUUUGCCACAAGGAUGGCGAUCAGAUUGCGCUAUUCAUUGCAGAGAAAGGGCCGGAGUGCUUCCUGGAGCAGAAGAACGAUCUGAUUGCGUGCGUGAACGAAACGUUUUCGGGCUACGUGCCGGAAACGAACCUCGAGGCGAUACCGAAGCUGGUGAUUGGACCGAAGCAGUGCGAGGACUUUAAUAAGCUACAGAACUGUAUGGUCCGUGAGCUGGAGGAGUGCGAUGAAUCAACGCCCGCCAAUCUAGUCGAAUCGCUGUUCCGGUACAUCAAGAAAGGAUCCCCUUGUGUGAACAACUCUGGAUGAAAAUAGGGCCACAUAAAGGCAGUGACCGUGACGUGACCGUGCGUUGUUAUGACAACGGAUCACAUCCGAACCGGAAUGAAAUAAAUUAGGAAUACGUUGAUACGUGCA